Molecule: messenger RNA, 1809 nt
Organism: Penicillium subrubescens
Lineage: Eukaryota; Fungi; Ascomycota; Eurotiomycetes; Eurotiales; Aspergillaceae
Product: FKBP-type peptidyl-prolyl cis-trans isomerase
Exons: 3
Coding region: 119-1555 (478 amino acids)
Cellular component (GO): chromatin; nucleolus
Molecular function (GO): macrolide binding; peptidyl-prolyl cis-trans isomerase activity
Source: RefSeq, a predicted model, not a curated record
GGUCGCAUCUUUUCUUCUUCUUCAUCCACGCCCGUUUUUCUUCGGUGGUUCAUUUCCCUCUCUACUUAUUCCCUUGUACCAUCUGUAUUUUCGUUUUUCUUCAACCAAUCUUAUAAAAAUGUCUGCCGUCCAACCGGUUGCCGUCUAUGCCCUCCGGGUUCCUCCCGGCGUUAUGGUGCCCGCCGUGCCAAAUGCCGCCGCCUCGUUCCGUGUGAGCAUGGCUGCCAUCGACCCUGAUGAGGAGCCUGAGUUCGAUGAUGGCGACUCCAGCAAGGCUGGUCGCGCAACCUUGAAGAUUGUUCGCCCUCCUCCCGGUCUCGACAUGGGCGAUUCCGAUGAUGAGGACUACAGCGAUGAUGAGGAUUACGAUGAGGAGGACUCUGAUGAUGAGGAGGUCAACGGUGGCCCCAGCGACAAGGAGAAGGCCCGCAAGCUCAAGCAGGCUGCCGCCCAGAAGGAGCUCGAGGAGGCUAUGGAGGAGGAUGACGAGGACGAUGAGGAGGAUGAUGGUGGCUUCGACCUUAAGGCUGCCAUCUCCAAGCUGAUCAAGGGCAAGGGUCCUCUCACCGAUGAUGACGACGAGGAGGAUGACGAGUCCGAUGAGGGCCUGGACCUUGAUGAGAGCGUUAUCUGCACUCUGUUCGCUGACAAGCAAUGCCAGCAACCUCUUGACAUCGUCGUCUGUGAGGGUGAGCCCGUCUUCUUCAAGAACACUGGUAACCAAACCGUUUUCCUCACUGGUAACUACGUUAUUGGCCUUGACGAGGGCCACGACCAUGACCAUGACCACGAUGACGAGGACGAUGAGGAUGACUACGACCUCUCUCCCGAUGAGGAUGAGCUCGACAUGGAGGAGCUGCUGGCCAUGGAUGAUGACGAGAGCGACGACCUGGAUGGCAUGGAGGACCCCCGUAUCACCGAGGUCGACAGCGAGGAGGAGGCCCCCAAGUUGGUUGAGGCCAAAGCCAAGGGCAAGGGCAAGAAGCGUGCCGCCGAGGAGGAGGAGAGCCUUGACGACAUGAUGGCCAAGGGUGCCAAGGGCAAGGCUGCCAAGGAGGAGCCCGCUCUGACCAAGGCCCAGCAGAAGAAGCUGAAGAAGAACAACGGCGACGCUGCCGCCGUUGAGCCCAAGAAGGAGACCAAGGCCGACAAGAAGGUUCAGUUCGCCAAGAACCUGGAGCAGGGCCCUACCCCCAACGGUGACAAGCCCACUGGCACCCUUGGCGUUAAGGAGAUCAAAGGCGUCAAGAUCGACGACAAGAAGCUCGGCAAGGGUGUCGCUGCCAAGGCUGGCAACACUAUCGCCAUGCGCUACAUCGGCAAGCUCGAGGACGGCAAGGUCUUCGACUCCAACAAGAAGGGCAAGCCCUUCACCUUCAAGCUCGGCAAGGGCGAGGUCAUCAAGGGCUGGGACAUCGGUGUCGCUGGCAUGGCUCCCGGUGGUGAGCGCCGCAUCACUAUCCCUCCUCACCUCGCCUACGGCAAGAAGGCCCUCCCCGGUAUCCCCGCCAACUCCAAGUUGAUCUUCGAUGUCAAGCUGCUUGAGAUCAAGUAAAUGUCGGACUGAUCUUUUCACUCAUAUCUGUUAUUUCGCACGGGUGUUUGUUUUGUGGGUUUACCGGUUUUAUUGCAUGAUUCACCGUGAUAUCCGGCUUGUUUGUCUAUUUCUUGCCUGUCCUGCUAUGGCGGAGAUGAGGCAUAUUACGUGGAAUUCAUAUUCCCUUUGCAUGGAAAAAGUGCCCGAUUUUGUUCUGUAUUUUGUAUCUGCUACUGUGUAUUUGAAUCCAAUCUGCCGUCUGGCAUUUGAGA